AUGGCAAAGGCUAAGAAGGGUGUCUUCUUGAAAAGGGCACUGUUUCUAGCCGUUCCGGCAAUUAUAGCGCUGGUCCUGUUGAUUAGGUUCUUGAACAAUUCGAAAGCUGCCGAUCUGCAAAACCUGUUGCAGAAUCUGCCCAAGGAGAUCUCACAGAGUAUUAAUUCAGCUGCUUCAAAUCAGAAGAGUGACGCAGAUUUGUUGAAACAGUUUGAGGCAUUGGCUGCUGAUAUCAAGAAGAAACAUGAGGAACAGGCAAGACAAUUCGAAAAGGAGCGUAAAGCACUUCAGAAACAGAUCCACGAGUUGAAACAAGUUCCUGAACAGGCUACUUUGCGUGAGAAAUUGGUUUACGCUUUUAGAUAUGAUACCAAGAGGAAGUUUCCAGCAUAUAUCUGGCAGAUCAAGCCUAAUUUCGACAGCGACUCGGAGGAUAUCUUGGUUUGGGAGAGAAAUUGGGACGACAAAAACCCAGGAUUUGUACACGAAAUUACGAACGAGGAUAUGGCCGAAACAUUGGUUCGCCAUUUUUACUCCUCCAUCCCAGAUGUGCUCGAAGCUUACGAAUCAUUGCCUUCUAAAGUGCUCAAGGUUGAUUUCUUCAAAUAUUUGAUCUUGUUGGCUCGUGGAGGUGUGUUUGCAGAUAUGGACACUAACCCAUUGCAACCAGUUCCCAACUGGAUACCGGAGAAUAUCGAACCACACAAGAUUGGAAUCAUCGUUGGUGUGGAACAUGACGCUAGCUCACCCGACUGGAGAAGUCGGUAUAUUAGAAGAUUGCAGUUUGGUACUUGGAUCAUCCAGUCCAAACCGGGGCAUCCAAUCAUUAGAGAAGUAGUGGCUAAGAUCACCGAAGUGACUUUGAAACGUAAGAAGGAGAACAACCUAAACACAAACCUGCGAAAUGAUCUCAACAUCAUGAGUUGGACAGGAUCAGGCUUAUGGACAGAUGUCAUCUUCAGUUACUUUAACGAUUAUAUGAGAAGUGGGAUCCUACAGAAGAUCACCUGGAAGGAGUUUCAUGGGUUAGUCAAACCAAAACUUCUAAGUGACGUGCUAGUCUUUCCCUCGUUCUCGUUCAACGCACCAAGUAUAGUCAAGAAAGAUGACCCAAACAGGUCACUCUACUUCAUCACUCACAAGGGCAGAAAAUCAUGGAAAACUGCCCCAAAGGUCGAAGGUAACUAA
Messenger RNA from Torulaspora delbrueckii, 1188 nucleotides. It is a transcript of the gene HOC1, whose product is annotated as alpha-1,6-mannosyltransferase. The coding region runs from base 1 to 1188 and encodes 395 amino acids. The record is from RefSeq and is a predicted model, not a curated record. Gene Ontology annotation, cellular component: mannan polymerase complex. Lineage: Eukaryota; Fungi; Ascomycota; Saccharomycetes; Saccharomycetales; Saccharomycetaceae. Gene Ontology annotation, biological process: protein N-linked glycosylation. Gene Ontology annotation, molecular function: alpha-1,6-mannosyltransferase activity. The transcript has a single exon.